GCCGUGAGAGCGUCGUCGGAAGCGUACAGAACAAUCAACAGUCGAUCUGGAUACAUCAGCCCCAUGUCUCUCGCUGCUACCUGGAUGCCCCUCGCCAUCUCGCAGAUAUUCCCAUCGGCUGCCCACACUCACAUUCACUGUUCGAGGAGUUACCAAUCAAAGCUUCGCCCUCGUUUCUCGUCGCUGAUCAGCGGGAUCUAUCCCGCGCCUGUCUCAUGCUGAGCACGGUCUCAGUGAAGGUCUUUGAACACAACACACCUUCACUUGCAGUCUCUGCACACUAACAAGUAGGAACGCGCUUGCUCUUAUGCUCACCAUUUGACUCCCUCUCCAGUACACCACACCACAUACACAAACAUGCUCCUGUUGGAUCUACCUCCAGAGGUAUUCGCGCGCGUCGUCACACACCUUGUGACUGGCGCGGGUAUCAUCGUCGCAUGGAAGCAUCGCAGAGUGUGCCGCACCUUCCGCCGAGCCAUCGAGUUUGAGACGCUCGCGAACCAGCCCAUCCGAGCGUUCCUCAAGACCAAAGAAGCCAGCGCCCGCAGCAUACUUAAACAGAAUGCUGCUCUCUACAUCAGCUACCGUCUGACCGUCGAGAAGAACGCAUACACAUUCCUCCCGCGUCUCAUGGGCAAAAUCUGCAACAUCGUAUGCGCCCCCCUCCCAGCAAACGCCUACGCAGCCCGUAGACAGCACGCCCGCACCCUCUGCCGCCUGCUCGUCAAAGAAGGCGGCUCCGACGUCCAACACCUCCUCGUCGUCAAGUCCCCUGAGCUCUCAUCAAAGUUCACCCACGUCAUCCCCAAAUACACCCACACCAAGCCCUCCAACAUCGUCGCCGCCGCCGCCGCAAUCGGCAGCCUGGCCGCGCUCCGCACCGCCCUCGCCGGCAACUUAAACCGCAUGUUCGACACCUCGCCGCUCUUCGGCUGCCCGCUCGCCGCCGCCGCUGCCCACAACCACUUCCCCAUCGUCGCCGCCGCCGUCAAGCACCUCGAGGCCCAGCACCCCCGCAAGCCCGUCGCGUACUACGAGUGGCACAUCGGCCACGCCGCCACCGCCGCGCUGGACCACGGCCACGCGCCCAUCGCGCUGCUGCUGCUCGACGUGCUGCACGCGUACGGGCUCUCCGUGUCGCGCGACGCGUGGGAGCACUGGAUGGCGCGGGCGCUGAGGGCGCGCGACGCGGCGCUGGUUCACCGCGUGCAGGCGCUGAUGCACUCGAGUCGGCGCGCGGCGAUGAAUGCGUUCACCGAGGCGUGUGCGGCGGGCGACGUCGGCGCGGUGCGGAUGUUUGUCCACGAGGGGUUUGUGUCGGUGCACAGCUCGUGGUCGUACAGCCACGGGCUGACGCCACUGCAGGCCGCCGUCGCAUCGAAGAAGGUCGAUGUCGUGGACGCCGUGUUGCAGCUGGGCGCGGAUCCCAACGGGGGCGCUAUGGACGAUUCGCAGCGACGGCCGCUGUGGAUGGCAGUCGAGAGCAAUGCUGAGGCGGUUGUGCAGAUCUUGCUGAGGUACGGGGCGGAUCCGAUGUUGGUCAAGGAGCCGUGGAAUGCGAAGACCAAGGCGUGGAAGGCGGCGCGGAACAGGAUCCUGUUUUACCUGGUCACCGCCGAGACGAGGCGGGCGGAGUACGUGCGCGCUCCUGAGCCCGUUACGUGGUUUGCCGCCGAUGCGCCGGAUCUGGUGCUGCCUGUCGAGGCUGACGAGGACACCAUGGUGCUGGACUAGGGAGGAGACAGUGGUUGCAGAUUCGGAACUCAGCAGUCUUCCGGCAAUCUCUGUGUGCUGAUACGAUACGAAACCUCGCCAGCGACUCCUCAGCAUAAUUCAUAGACCAACCUUUAAAAGCCCA
Molecule: messenger RNA, 1858 nt
Organism: Boeremia exigua
Lineage: Eukaryota; Fungi; Ascomycota; Dothideomycetes; Pleosporales; Didymellaceae
Exons: 2
Coding region: 358-1734 (458 amino acids)
Molecular function (GO): protein binding
Source: RefSeq, a predicted model, not a curated record